AUGCAGUUUGAGUCUAGUUUCUUGACGUAUCUCGUCAAGGUAGACAUUCGACGCCAGUCUACUCCCAAAAAGACCUUUAAACUGAACAACAUCGGAAUCCUAAACAACACCCAAACGACGUACUGCGACCGUUUCAUUAGUGGUAAGGUUGACUCCUCCCUGCACCAGGGGAGUAUGCCUAAUAUGCCGGCAGGCUUUGUCGAGGGAGGAGCUCUGUAUGCCCGCGUCUCCAUCAUGACCUCCGACAAGACCAAACAACGAGAAGUUGAGCAAGCCGCCGAAAUCGCCUUUACUGCGUACGGGGCAGAAGUAGCCGUCAAUCAAAAGGUCAAAUCCAACAUGGAAAGAGUGCAAAAGAACACAAACAUCAAGGUACACCUUCAUUACGUGGGAACCCCUAGUGAAAUGAAAGGCCCAGCCGUGGAGUCCAAGGACGAUGAGCUUCUCCAAGUCAAGAUGCGCGCCGAUGCGUUUCUUGCCGAUGCACAGAAGCAUAACUGGAAGCGAUUCGCGCGGCUUGAACGGUAUGACACUAUUCAAGGGUUCAACAAAUUCACGCCCAUCGACUACUCUGGAGCAAUUGACCGGAGUUGGUCUGUGUUCCACGACUACCAAAGCUACCUCAGCGCCCAACAUAUGAUUCGAAACAUCCCGGCGGAGAAAUACAUCGGAGGUAGAGAGAUAAGAGAUCAGCUGGAUGAUCGUUCAAGCAAUGCACUUGAGACCAUUAGGAACUGGGUCAGUAGUGUCAACGCAAAUCCGAGCAGGGCAAAGACAAAGCCCCAAGUCGAAAACCCUUCCCGGUUCCAGGGAGAAUUAGUUAGCACUGUCCAGACGACACGAUACAUUGGCCAGCGACUCUAUCUGCGCAAUGGCGGCACCACAGACAUCAUCGACACGACGCUCAGGCCGCGGGCAAAACAGCUCUUUGUCAUCGACGCCUAUGACUUUCCCAAGAUCCCCGGAACUGCCAACCUCAUUUUUGCCGGCAAGUCCAACGGCGAUCAGUAUGAAGUCGUCAUCGGGCGCGAAAAAACCCCCGGCUAUGAAACCCUGCGCGAGCUCUGGGUGUUUCAAAAGCCCAUCCGCGGCGUCGUCGACAUGGCAGUCACUGUCACGGUGAUUCCGGAUGGACCCAUCAUUACGCUGGAUUACAAAAACCCGGAAAGGAUAUUUGUGCCGGUCCGCCGAGCACUGCCGACGACCCAAAUGUCGCGAUUUUUUCGGCGGCAAGACUUGACGCUUUUCUCCUUUUAUGUCAAUCCUGUCUUGGCGAAGGCUCCUGCCUAA
This is a messenger RNA of Drechmeria coniospora, 1290 nucleotides long. RefSeq lists its product as uncharacterized. The coding region runs from base 1 to 1290 and encodes 429 amino acids. The transcript has 8 exons. The record is from RefSeq and is a predicted model, not a curated record. NCBI's taxonomy places the organism in Eukaryota, Fungi, Ascomycota, Sordariomycetes, Hypocreales, Ophiocordycipitaceae.